This is a messenger RNA of Siniperca chuatsi (mandarin fish), 2575 nucleotides long. RefSeq lists its product as uncharacterized. Gene Ontology annotation, cellular component: cytoplasm. Lineage: Eukaryota; Metazoa; Chordata; Actinopteri; Centrarchiformes; Sinipercidae. The transcript has 8 exons. The coding region runs from base 543 to 1580 and encodes 345 amino acids. The record is from RefSeq and is a predicted model, not a curated record.
GAGAGAGAGGGAGAGGGAGGGAGAGAUUAUGGAAUGCUGUGAUGUCAUCAGCCCAGUCAUACACACAAAGACGAGGAGGACCCACAGGCGCUCAGACUCUCUCAGCUUAGUUAGCAUACUCUGCUGUGGAACGGCUGUCUACAUCCCACUAUUGUCUCAAUAUGACCUCCAAAGUCAAAGGAAACUGACAAAGGGUGUAGAGGAGGGGAGGGUGGGGAAGCUGUCAGCCCAACACGGAAAGGAAACAGAAUUUUGUGUGUGCGAGUGUGUGAGUGAGUGUAUGUAUGUAUGUGAUUGUACAGUAUGUACAAAAGUGUGUGUGAGGAUGAGCAUGCGCCUUGAUACAUGAAGAAGAGUUUAUGUGUGUAAAUAAGAGUGACUGUAGGAUAAAGAAGCUUCGAAAGUCGUCUUCUGACAACAUGAGACUAUAAACCAACACCGUCCACCUCAAGAAGCUGCUGGCCAAAGACAACUGACAGCACCUCCUCCCUCUGACGGCUUGGCCAGGUGGUACCAAGUUAACCCACCGUUCAGCCGCCAACAUGCUGCAGCAGAUUUUAAAGGACAUGUACAUCGACCCUGAUGUGCUGGAUGCUCUUAAUGAGGACCAGAAAAAGACUCUGUUCCUGAAAAUGCGCCAGGAGCAGGUGCGGCGCUGGAAAGAGCGGGAGGAGAAACUAGAGAGAGACGAGUUGGACACUGAGUGCAAGCGAACAAAGCCAAAAAAAGCUAACAGUAAGAAUGUGAGCUGGCUGCUCGGCCGGGAUGGAGAUGUGGCAGUCAUUGUGAUCGGGGAGGUGGAUGAGCUGAGCUCCAAAUUCAUCUGCUCAGGAAUUGGAGAAAAGAAGGCGCAGAGUCUUCAGAACAAUGCAUACCAUCAAACUAUCCUGAAGAGCAUAAAAACCACAGAACCUGUAAUAACAGAGAGAAAGAACCUCCCUCCUAAAACACAACCUGGAAUCUCACUCAGUUCAAAGGGGAAAUGUGAGGAGACGAGCUCUUUACCCCCUCUGCCGGUGUCAGUGAGUGAGCAUUCAUCACCUCCAGCAGCAGAAAAGGUACUUGUGAAACCCGGGUUAAAAUCAGCCAGUGCGACUGAGGAGAAGUCAGUUCCCCAGCCCUCCAUCUGCUCCAGGCCUCCCAUAAGAGCUAGCCCUGUCAACGUGAGACCAGCUUCCGCAAAUGCAGCACCAGGCUCUGUCAACACGAGACCUGGCCUCGCAAAUCUGAGGCUGGCCGCCACCCCCACUGCGCCAUCAGCUUCCCCCAGCGGCACUGUCAAAAUAGACUCUGGAACAGCGUCACCCACCAGAGUUGGCCUGUGCUCACAGGAACCUCAGAAUCCCCAGGAAUCACAGGGCGGGAAAGAUACUGGUGCAUCAGAAGCGUCUCGGAGGGCUGCCUCGGAGGAGGCCGGGUCAUCGGGGAGCGCACCAACCUGCGCAGGGCGUGGCCGGGUGGCUCAGCUGAUGAAAACCUUCAGCACUGAAAGCACUACAACCCCCUCUCGCGGCAUCAAGCCUCCUCUCCCCACCAAGCCUAGCCAUUUGCGUCUAACGACCACACCUACUGUCAGGUAAUCCUUACACACUGAUGCACAGAUGCCCACCCAGCUUCACGCAUCCCUGUGAUUCAAAUAAAGCCACACUGGACAAUGUCAGACACCUGAUGUGGAGCCUCAGCCAGUGGGCUAAUGGGAUGGAGAACUCCAAAGGUGGCUCUCAGAAAUGGUAAUGUUCACAAUGUUGCUAUCACUCCCAAAGCACAGCAAUGGAAAUGCUUGAAUGUAAUGGUUUUCUUUUAUUUUUGGAUGCUGCAGUACUGUAAACACUCCUUGUGGGAAAGAAAUUCCAAAGCAAUUGAUUGCAAUGUAUAUGUAUUUGCCAGGGAAUUGAUCACUAUCACAUGUAUUCACUUUGUUGUUGAUGCUUUUUUCCACUUUGUGUAACAUGUGGAAAAAUACACCCUCAUUCCAACACAGUGUUUUCAGUCCAAUUCCCAAACCUUGUGCACCCAAUAUUGUUUACUUACCAAUGCCAUUAUUUUUUAUCACUUAUGAGACAGUUUGCAUUACCUUUGCAGACGUGUGGUUCAGUAUUUGUGGUUCAGGACAAAAAGAUAGGUAUGGGAGGGCAUAGUGAGGUGAAAUAAGGCACGUUAGGGUUCUCCUUCAUCUUGCUGUCUCCUCCCUGGGAAUAGCGUAGGGUUGUUUAUUUCUCACAAUGCAAUGUAUGUCUCCUUCUGCCACCUGGCAGGAGCCUCACUGCGACCUGUUGUGGACCAAUGACAGUGCCAAAUGCCUUGUCUGUGGAUAAAGAUAGACAGUUGCUGCCAAAUAAUCCAGCUCUUUGUUACUUUUCUUCAAUUUGUUCAGUAAUAUUUUAGAGAUGUGUGGUUGUACUUUUUGUUUUUGUAUAUUUUCUAUAGGGAGAAAGACAUUUUGUAAUGGGAUAUUUAACAUUACUACAAUGCUCACUUGUAAAAUGAGAGACAUUUCUAUCUUUAAUGUCAAGCUUGUUUGGUGCAAUCAAAGAAACAAUAAAAUUGUGUGACUUGUGCACCUUGUAUCUUAAAA